This is a messenger RNA of Tetranychus urticae (two-spotted spider mite), 5659 nucleotides long. RefSeq lists its product as uncharacterized. The record is from RefSeq and is a predicted model, not a curated record. Lineage: Eukaryota; Metazoa; Arthropoda; Arachnida; Trombidiformes; Tetranychidae. Gene Ontology annotation, molecular function: protein binding.
GGAAACAAAGAGAUGAAAAUGAAAGUAUAAAAUAUGAUGAUGAAAAGGGAAUGAGCAUCAUUUUUUGGGCUGAUCUGCUUUUUUUCUGGUUCACAUUCAUUCAAAAAAGAGGAGCGUUUGUCUCUUUCAAAUCUUUAUCUUUAUUAUCAUCAUUACCACCAUCGCCAUCAUCAACAGCAGCCUCAGCAUCAGCAUCACUUAUUUACAUUAAGCAAUGAACAUGAAAAGCCAAGAUGUUAAUCUCACUUUUACCUGACUUUGACCAUCUCCAAGUGUCGAUAAAUCACAAUGAUUGUUUAAUCAAAAACCAAUUGUUUCAAACAGGCAACAAUCCAUAUUUUCACAUCAAAUAUUAACAGCCAAAUUCACAUCGACUGUUGACUGUUAAAUUAACAUUACAGUUACAUGUAUUAUUAAUUGUUAUGCUUUGGCCAACCGUACCAAAUUUUACACUAAAAAUGAAUCUCAUUUCUGCAUUACAAUGAUUUGGGUUUGGAAGUGAUGAAAUUAACUUGAUUAGUUAAUGAUAAAUGGCUUCCUUUGACUAUCAAACUAGGUUGGGCCAUUGAUGGUUCAUGGUCAUCUCCAUUAUUCAACCUUUUAUCAUCAUCAUCACCAUUAUCCUCAUCAUCAGACCUCCAGGCAAUCAUUGUGAACAUUUUCAACAGCCAAACAAAUCUGAUUGAAUAAUCACAAUAAUAAUACAGUUGGAAACGGAUAAUUAAUUGACAUUUAACUGUCAAAAACAAGCGGGCCAAAAGAUGGACUCAACCACAAGCAAAGUAAACAUCUGAUCAUUGAAACUGAAUUUCACUCUUUCCUCAUUUAACCCAUAAUUUGGCUGAUCAACGUUUCUUAUUCAACUCAUCACUUAAUAGUUUCCCAAGAUCAAUCAACACAGUUUAUAAUUAAAGCUCAAGAAUAAAGCUCCACUAAUUGUUUCAAGCAACACUAUUCAGCUAAUUGAAUCUCAAUCCAACUUUCGGAUAAAGAUGUAAAUGAAAAUGUUCCCACGUUCAAAAUGUUAUUACAAUCAAAAAAGUGGAUUCAAUUGGGGAUAUUAAAGUUGAUAUAAUAUCCAAUAGAUACUUAAACUGUGAAAACAGAUGAUUUUAAAUACACUUGUUGAGUUGACACAAGUAAACUGGCGCAAGCAAAAGGAACCACCAAAAUUUCCUGAGAACCAAAUACAGUAAACUUAAAGACUCAAGGGAAGUGUUAAUAAGGCAAAUGUAAUAAUCGCAAAGGGAUUCGUAUUGGUAUUAUUACAUGAAAAUUACCGAUCACCAUGUAAAAAGCUGGAUAAGAUUUUAACCAACUUUUCCUUGGAUUGUUUCAUUUUUUUGUCCAAUUCGUGGGAUCAAAUCAAUUUUGGCUAAUCUCAAUGGAGUUAAUUCCCUUGCGGUUGAAUUAAGCUUUUCAUAGUUUAUUGUCAAUUACGGUUCACACGAAAUUAAUAUUAAAGCGUGUGACCCAUCAAUAUUGAACAUAACUAAUCAAAGGAAUGAACAAUGAAAAAUGUAAAAAGAAUGGAAAAUGUAACCAAAAAAUAUUUUCCAAAAUUUUUCAUCAACUCAACUUGAUUGUAAAUUUCAGCCUGGAAAUACUAAUUUUGACCAAUUUCAAGACUCAUUAUGAAUGAGGACAACAUCAGGACCUUAUUAUUAAUGCAUGGCUCAUCAUUAUUCCAGUAAUCAUGUCAACAUGGAAACCAAGGAAAGGGGAAGAAAAGGUUGAAAUUUUACUCUUUGUGAUUAAGCAAAUUGAUUUAAAAUCAGGUUGAUAGUUUCCGUUCAGGAACUGGAUUGUAUUGAUUUAACCAUAGGAUUUAUGGGAAAAACGAGGUUAACAAUAAGAUGACGAAGGAAGAGGAGGAGGAGGAGGAAGAAGAUAAUAAUGGAUAUAAAGAUGUAAAAUGUAAAAUGUAAAAUGAAGAUAAAAAUGGGAUGAAAAAUAUUUGUAACAUUUUCACUGUUCAUCUUUUAAGCAAGGAUUCAAAGGCAAUAACAGUAUAAGCCAAACCUGUGAACACAUUGUUAAGUUAAUAAUAUCUAGAUGCGUGCCAGUCGCAUGGCCACAGGUCACAUCAGUCUUUAUAUAGUCUUUUCAAGUAACCCUCACAUGUAAUGCACAUUGUGACCUGGAGACGGGAUAAGGCCUUUUAUUAUUGUGUUCAAAUGCAGCGCUAGUUACCUCAACCAUCUGCCUAGACAUUGUUACUGAAAAAAAAGGGAAACUUUAAAAUUGUAUCAAUACAAACCUUUUUCCGAUCAUCUCUUCUCGUUAAGAUCACGGGCCAACAACGAGUGACAAGCCUAGGCCUUAGACCUUCAAGGUUCCUCUUUAUUUUCCUCAUCUUCCUCUCUUCCUCUCUUCAUCUUCCUUUCAUUUCUCCUCUCUUUACCAUAACACAUUCACUCUCUUUCAUCUUCCCAACCUCACUUUUUUAACUCAUUUCAAGCUCUUUCCUAUUACCUCACUUGCUCACUCAUCAUCAUCAUCAUCUUCUUCUUCUUUAUCGUCAUCUCUCCUCUUCUCCAGCUUGAGAGAUCUUCUUUCUGUUUAGUUGUUAACUGACCUUCUUCACACUCACAUAUGAUAUGAGGCUUCUUCAUCUAUUACAUAUUUCGUUACUUUGAUCAUCAUCUUCAUUCUCAUCUGUCUUCCACUUGAAUCACCUAUUCGGAAUCCUAUUCUGACCAGAUAAACUGCCAAUUGAAACCUAACAUGAUCUUGUUCACCUUUUAACCAACAACAACACUCAACACUUUCAAAUUUUUACAUUGACUUUAUGUGUUUCUGUGUAACUUAUUGUUGGUUGUUUUGCCUGCUUUAGUCCAAAGGAUUACAUGUUUUGUUUUCAUGAUUAACUCUGCCAUCAUCUUUACAUCAGACUCAUCAUCAACAAACCUAAUUGAAGUCUCAGAAGCUGUGAACACUUUAACUUUUAUUCAUCAUUUCAAUUUCAACUUUUGUUUUUUCUUCUUUUACUUUUAUUCCAUUCUCAUUGGGAUUCUUAUUUAACCUUUAACUUUCCCAGUCAAAUUAUAUUUACUGUUACUUUAUCUACAUCUUCAAGUGUUUAUUAUAUUAUCAUUAGUUUGUUCAUUGUUGCCAACAUCAUCACAAACCCUUUGGGUAAUAAUUUCAACAAUCAUAAUUAUUGUCAGUAUCUUUUCAUAAGCUUCAAAAAAGUAUAAAUAAUUUCUCACUGUUGAUUACAACCUUGCUGGUUAAUUUUACAAAGUUCACCUUUAAUCAACCAUCUUUACUCAAUUGCAAUUUACUUUAAGCAAUGUUAAUCAACAUAAUUUACCUAAUUUGUGUAAAUAUUGCCCUUGUAAUUGGAGCAAGCAAUUCAUUGUAUGAUAAACAUGAGCUUGGUUCAUUUCCUCGAUGUAUUAAAGGCUGUAUUUGUGAUACUGAUGAAGCAAAUAGGAAGCGAGUUACCUGUAAUUCAGGAGGACUCACCAAAUUACCAAUCAAUUUAAUCGAUGAAUCUACAAAGGUACUCAUUAUUGAUGGGAAACCGGAUCAGGAAAAUACCCUUAACUUGGGUAAAAUAUUUGAUAAAUUGACUGUUUUAGAGGAAAUUAAAAUAAGCCAUUCUCGACUACCUGCCAUUGGCGAAUCAUCUUUCUGGCCUGGAUACAAGCUUAAAAGUAUCGACCUGAGUCACAACUCCAUCAGUAUUUUAUCUCAACGCGAUUUUUACAAUCUUUCACACCUUACAAGCCUCGAUUUGAGUGACAAUCGAUUGAAUGAACGUAAUAUACCUUCAGCUCCAUUCAGCUACCUCAUCUCAUUGAAACGACUGAGCCUUGCUCGAAAUAACAUUCGAUCCAUUGUUCCUCGUAUGUUUUACCCAUUAACAUCAUUGGAACACCUCGACCUCAGCGGUAAUCCAUUGUCUGACAUAAAAGCUGAUUACUUUAUCGACUUACCCGUUCUUAGCUACCUUUCACUUGAAGCUUGUGGCCUAAAAGAUAUUCAGUCAAAAAUCUAUAAACCUCUUAAUAAUCUUCAAGAACUUAAUUUAAAAGGGAAUCGACUUACCUUCUUAACCUCAUUUGGUUUUAAACCUUUAACUAAUCUUCGUACAUUACAUUUGGAUAACAACCGAUUAAUGACUCUUAGUGAUGAAACCUUUGCCGGUCUUCAACUAAACCAUCUUGGACUUUCUUCAAACAACAUUACCGGCCUUUCCGCUUGUACUUUCUGUUCGUCAACCAUUGAAAGUCUUGAUUUAUCUCAUAAUCGGAUUCGUGGUAUCGUUGAUAAUUUGCUUGAACCAAUCAAUGGCAGUUUAAUCAAAUUAAAUUUCAACAAUAAUCCAUCACUCAUCAAUCCAGGGUUAUCAGUUUCACACUUGAUUAAACCCUUACGUAAACUUCAGUACCUUUCUCUGGCAGAAAUAGCUCUUGAUGAUUCCGUGUCGGAAGAUAUUUUCAGCAAUUCAUCUUCCUUGCUAACUCUUGACUUGUCCGCAAACAACUUUGCCGCAAUCCAACCUUCACUAUUUGUCCCUCUUCAUCACCUAGAGGCACUUAACCUUUCACACAAUUCACUUUCCAGCCUAGACGAAUCAGUUUUGGAAACCUUUGAUUCAAUAACAACAUUACGUCUCAUUGCCUUACAUAAUAAUCCCUGGUCCUGUUAUCGAUGUCAUAUAUUACCUUUAAUCAAUUGGUUGAAUAAAUUACCACCCGCUUAUGUUAACCUUUGCUCAACCUUUGGCCAUAAUGCGGACAAGUUUUGUGUUAAAUGUUCAACUCCUAGUCACCUUGAAGGUCAAUCUAUCCAUAAGAUCAGCGAUGAUGACAUUGAAUUUUGUCCUAACCAAUACACCAAAAUUCAAAUGAGAUUAACCUAUCCACAGCCCAAAAUUGGAAUGGUUUUGGGAGUUCUUGUAAUCAUUUCAUUAACUUUUCUAAUCAUCAUCAUUGGCCUUAUCUACCGAAGACAGGGCGCCGUUUAUUAUACCAAUGAGAAGGAACCAAAUCAUUGUUUAACUCAUCCAGAGGAAGCUAUUGAUGAAGCAUUCAUCAUUGAUUGUACCGAUGAAAGUGAUUUAAAGAAACACUUUAAUGAUAAAAUAAUAAGUCUAGAGGGAUCACCAAACCUUAAAGACAAUUACAUUUCAGCAAUUAGUCCAUCCACUUUAUCACCAUAUUCAACAUACACUUCUUUUGAACCCAGAUUGAGGUACUAAUUAUGUAUAUAAAUAGUAUCAAACCAUGGACCAUAAUUUUUAUUUCAUGUAAAUCUGUUGACGCCAUCAACAGUGUAUAAUUGUGAAUGUGUGUAAUAUUAUUAUUAUUUUCUCAUGAGCCUAUUUUUUAUUACUAAUCCAUCAUUAAUCCUCACCAUCAUCGUCAAACUCAGCCUUCUAUCCGCCAUUUUCAACAUCAUCUUCAAAUAUCAUUUUGUUUGUUUUUUUGGUCACAUUUCUUUCUCCAUUAUCUUAAUUUGUAAACUGGCUUCAAAUUGAUUGUAAUCACCUUUGUUUUUCACCCCAAGCCAGUUGAAUCGAAUUAACUAUCCAAACAUAUAAAUAUAUACAUAAAAAUAUUGUUAUUUUACCCAUGUUUUAAUCUCACCUCUCUGUCCAUCUCAAUUUUGUUGAGAGAUUAAUAAAAGUUGAUCUGCUAUAUUUCAA